AUGGUGAAACUUAUUUGGGACUAUCCAGAUGCUCAGCCUGUAGGUUACUGGGGUAAUACGACCGCCAUCAUUGAUUGGUGUGAAGAAAAUUAUGUCAUUUCAAAAUAUUUUGCUGAAUGGACAAAUACACUAACAAAUACAGUGUAUUUCAUCGUAGCGUCGUAUUAUAUCUACAGAGCACGUAAAAAUAAGCUAGAGACAAGAUUUACUUUGAUCGGAUUAGGGUUCGGUCUAGUCGGUUUUGGCUCCUGGUUGUUCCACAUGACUUUGAAAUAUGAUUUUCAAUUACUAGAUGAAUUACCUAUGUUGUAUGCUACAGCUAUUCCCGCAUGGGGACUGUUCUGCGAAUUUGACUGGAAAUUAUUCAGGAAGAGACAAAGAGAUGAUAAUAAAUGUAGUGUCAAAUUACAAGCAAUUAUUGCUAUUGCUAUAUUUGCCCUCGUAACUCUAACGACAUGGAUAUAUAUUGAUUUGAAAAUUCCCUCAAUCUUUCAAAUAUUUUAUGGGAUCUUAACCGUAGGUGUUGUGAUCAUCUCUGCCAUCUUCACUUACACUGUCAUCGAAGAGAAUAAAGAAUCAGAGCUAGUAAAAAGAAAUUUAAUGACUACAAUGACCAUGGGUUCAAUCAUUUUUGUCAUGGGAUUCUUCUGCUGGCAAUUAGAUGUUCAUUAUUGCUCCUUUUGGAGAUUUUUAAGAAGAUCCUAUUUACAUUUGCCUCUCGGUACCCUUUUAGAAUUACAUGGCUGGUGGCAUAUACUCACGGGUAUUGGCGUCUACAUUUUUAUCGUUUUUCUAGAGUAUCUAAGAGUACUCGUAAUUGGUACUAAUACGGACUACAUGUUUAUUUGGAGAUGGGGUAUCAUUCCUGAAUUGACAAGAAACGAUUCGGCCAUAUACACUUCCUUUUCGGAAACAUUCUGGGGACCUUAUGUGAUUGAAAAAUGA
Messenger RNA from Kazachstania africana CBS 2517, 945 nucleotides. It is a transcript of the gene YDC1, whose product is annotated as alkaline dihydroceramidase. Bases 1 to 945 code for a protein of 314 amino acids. Gene Ontology annotation, biological process: ceramide biosynthetic process; ceramide catabolic process. The transcript has a single exon. Gene Ontology annotation, cellular component: endoplasmic reticulum membrane. The record is from RefSeq and is a predicted model, not a curated record. Lineage: Eukaryota; Fungi; Ascomycota; Saccharomycetes; Saccharomycetales; Saccharomycetaceae.